This is a messenger RNA of Clarias gariepinus (North African catfish), 1466 nucleotides long. Its product is annotated as heme oxygenase-like. Gene Ontology annotation, molecular function: heme oxygenase (decyclizing) activity; heme binding. The coding region runs from base 121 to 990 and encodes 289 amino acids. The transcript is spliced from 7 exons. The record is from RefSeq and is a predicted model, not a curated record. Gene Ontology annotation, biological process: response to oxidative stress; heme oxidation; heme catabolic process. Lineage: Eukaryota; Metazoa; Chordata; Actinopteri; Siluriformes; Clariidae.
AUAUAAGCAGCAGCUGUCAAGCAGUGUGAAUUCCACUGCCUACAACAGAGAAAAGAGGAUCUCUUCGUAGAAAACAGGAAAACUACACAACCUCGACAGCUUUCCAAAGACGAUCAGAAAAUGGAAGCAGAUAAGCAGAAUGUUCAGACUGAAAAUGUUCAAGUCACAGACCGUGAUCUGUCUGAGCAGAUAAAAUCUGUGACUAAAGAAAGCCACGUGCGAGCUGAGAACACCGAACUGAUGCUGGCCUUCCAGAAAGCGAACAUCAGCCUGGACCAGUAUAAGCUGCUGUUGUGCUCCUUGUAUAAGAUCUACGAAGCUCUGGAGGAGGAACUGGACAAAAACGCUUCUCACGACAGCGUCGCACCUAUUUACUUUCCUCAGGAACUGGCCAGGUUGCCGGCAAUCAAGAAGGAUCUGGAGCACUUUUAUGGUCCGGAGUGGAGAGAGAAGGUGACCGUACCGGCUGCUACACUGAGAUACGCUCAGAGACUGAAAGAGGUUGGCAGCGAGCAUCCUGAAUACCUUGUGGCUCACGCUUACACUCGCUACCUGGGUGACCUGUCAGGUGGCCAGGUGUUGGGUCGUAUUGCCCAGAAAUCUUUAGGACUGAAGACCGGAGAUGGUUUGACGUUCUUCACUUUUCCGUCCGUCAGCAGCCCGAAUCUGUUCAAGCAGCUGUACAGAAGCAGGAUGAACAGCAUCGAGCUGACGGAGACACAGAGACAGGGCGUGCUGGAGGAAGCUGUCAGAGCAUUCGAGUUCAACAUCCAGGUGUUUGAUGAAAUCCAGAACUUGUUGAGUGUCUCAGAGAAGAAUGAGUUGAGGCAGAGAAACAAAACACCCAACCCAAAGACUCCAGAUGUCGGAGUGUGCCAGCGCUCAGCGCCAUCAUCGUCUUCCUUACUGACGUCUCCCUCUCAGCUGCUCAGGAUGCUGCUUGGACUCUGUUUAGCUCUUGCAGUGGGAAUGGGAAUGUACGCAUUUUAAGUAUUACGAAUAUGUAACAUGUAAAUACUGUAUAAUAUCAAAAUGUAGAUAAAUGGACGAUUCAAGGUGAAAGUAUGAAAUCAGGAAAAAUGUCCAGCUUGCACUUUUAUUUCACACAUUUCAGAUUUCGUUUUGUCAUUUCCAUGUUUUAUGUAGCAACCGCAUUUUUACAUGAAGAACAGUAAGUACACUGUUUAGGUAUGUAGAUGAAGUGACAAGUUUAGAUGAAGCUGCUUGAUCAUUUUUGUAAAUUUUCAGCAUGCACUUUUCUGGAAUAAUUUUUAUGAUUUUUCUCACGAUUUAGUAAAGAGAGAAUCGAUAAGGUUAUUGUUCACAUAUACUGUACUAGUCUUUAAUAGAUUCUACAAUCUGUGAGUAAAUUUAAGCAAAUUGUUUAAUACAUGUAAAUAUUGCAUACUAUUAAAUUAUACAUGUUUUGCUUUUUUUAUAUUAAAUAAAAUAACAACAAUAAUAUG